AUGGGCAAAGGAAGAGCGCCAUGUUGUGACAAAACCAAAGUGAAGAGAGGACAAUGGAGCUACGACGAAGACCUGAAACUCAUCUCUUUCAUUAACAAGUAUGGUCAUGAGAAUUGGAGAUCUCUCCCAGAACAAGCUGGAUUGUUGAGGUGUGGCAAGAGUUGUCGUCUUCGAUGGAUUAACUACCUCAGGCCUGAUGUGAAACGUGGCAAUUUUAGCGUAGAGGAAGAAGAAACCAUCAUUAAACUUCACCAGAGCAUUGGAAGCAAGUGGUCGAAGAUUGCUUCUAAACUGCCAGGACGAACAGACAACGAGAUAAAGAAUGUGUGGCAUACCCAUCUCAAGAAAAGAUUGAGCUCGAACACCAACCUUAAUGCCGAUCGUGAUGAAGCGGCAACAAAAGGUUAUUUGAAUAGAGAAGAGACAUCUCAAGAGUCAUCCCCUAAUGCGUCUAUGUCUUUUGGUGGCUCCAAGAUUUCUAGCAAAGAAGACGGUGUACAGAUAGGUCAAACGUUUCAGUAUUUAGAAGGUCAUAGCGAAGUUACGAGGACGUUACAAGAGGUAGACAAACCAGAGCUGCUGGAGAUACCUUUUGGUGUAGAUCCUGAAAUAUGGAGUUUCAUUAAUGGUUUAGAUUCAUUCCAACAACCUGAGAACAGUUUGGCUCCAUGGGCUCAUCAAGACUCCCAAGAAGAUGAAGUUGAGAAAUGGUUCAAGCACCUGGAAACCGAUCUCGGGUUAGAAGAAAACGAUAGCUAA
Molecule: messenger RNA, 759 nt
Organism: Brassica oleracea var. oleracea
Lineage: Eukaryota; Viridiplantae; Streptophyta; Magnoliopsida; Brassicales; Brassicaceae
Product: myb-related protein Zm1-like
Exons: 3
Coding region: 1-759 (252 amino acids)
Source: RefSeq, a predicted model, not a curated record